CUUUAAUCUUUUAUAAUCAAUAAAAAUAAAUGUUAUUUCCAAAACCUGAAGAGUAUAUGCUUCCUAAUCCUGAUGAUAUUAAAUUAGGACCUAGGCCUGAAGAUCAAAAAUAUGCUCCGAACCCCACUAAAGGAUUGUGUGGAGAUCCCUCGAAGCCGCCUAGAAAGCAAUAUACCCUUAUGAAACAGGCUCCGUUACCUGUAGGACAGCCAAAGUACUUAAGACCUUCUUUAUCUGUGGAAGAUAUUCAUGGAGCCAAGUCAAAAGCUUUGUAUAGAGGAGUAGCAAGAAAUAUUCUUGACAUUCAAGAUAUUGAUGGGUCAAAGCCAAAGAGAGCUAAAGAAAGAAACUUAAGCGAGUACAAUAUCAUGGAUUAUUCUGAUGUAAAUAACAAGAGAAGUACUAUGAAUAUUAAGAUCCCGAACUUAGAAAUCACAAAACCCAAAGACAAUUUCUAUAACAAAGAACCAGGAAAGACAACUCGCUUUAUCAAGAAAGAAUGGGCUCAAGAUAGGCUAGACAUAUUUAAGAAAGACCAAGCUUCCAAAUUUCUGUACCCACAAAGGUUCUCUUAUGCUGAUACAGAUGCUGUCAGCUGGAAAUCUCACAUGACGAAAGAAUUUGAGGAUAAACUCCCAAAUCAUUAUGGGGUCGGGACAAUAAAAUAGAGCUAAAGAAGAUGAGAAGUACCACCCAUCACCUAAACAACAAAAUAAAUUAGUCAAAUCUCUUCAUAGCAGAUCAACUGCAUCUCUACGUGCUGGGGAGAAUGGUUUGAUUCAGAGUCUUGCUCAUAUUUCACCACCUAAAGCUGGUGGUUAUGGAACUUUAAGAAGUACCCAUUCUUUCUUAGAAAGAGCUGAUGAAACUCAACCAGCUAAGUAUCAACCUCCGCAAAGUAUCAACGCAGGCAGCCAAAGAUAUUCAACCCUAAACAAUCUUCAAAUGUCUAGUAAGGAGACGUAUUUUGAGCCAAGUAACAACCCUCGCUCAUAUCGAAGCGUUAAACAUAUUAUUGGGUAGAGUAUAAGAUUUU
Molecule: messenger RNA, 1036 nt
Organism: Moneuplotes crassus
Lineage: Eukaryota; Ciliophora; Spirotrichea; Euplotida; Euplotidae
Source: the annotation of a GenBank genome assembly